Molecule: messenger RNA, 7794 nt
Organism: Epinephelus lanceolatus (giant grouper)
Lineage: Eukaryota; Metazoa; Chordata; Actinopteri; Perciformes; Serranidae
Gene: ephb2b
Product: eph receptor B2b
Biological process (GO): protein phosphorylation; axon guidance; ephrin receptor signaling pathway
Cellular component (GO): dendrite; plasma membrane
Molecular function (GO): protein binding; transmembrane-ephrin receptor activity; ATP binding
Source: RefSeq, a predicted model, not a curated record
UCUAUUGGAGGUGAAGGACCGCCUGUCCCCUCUCUGCCUGGGCUGUCAAUGGCUUUCGGGACGUGUUUUAUUUGAAUGUCUGGGCGAUAUAAGUGACCAAUAAUGGAUAUUCUAUGGAUAUUAUGGACCAUACCGGCCGUAAUAGCUGUUGAAGAGACACUUAUGGACUCCACUACAGCCACAGCGGAGCUCGGCUGGACGGUCUACCCCGUGUCAGGCACGAGUGACAAUAGCUGGGAGGAGGUGAGCGGGUAUGAUGAAAACAUGAACACCAUCCGGACGUACCAGGUCUGCAAUGUUUUCGACAACAAUCAGAACAACUGGGUACGGACAAAGUACAUCCGCCGUCGUGGCGCUCAGCGGAUCCACGUGGAGAUGAAGUUCUCGGUGAGGGACUGCAGUAGCAUUCCCAAAGUGCCAGGCUCCUGUAAAGAGACGUUUAACCUGUAUUACUAUGAAUCUGACGCCGACACAGCCACCAGGACCUCGCCGGCCUGGAUGGAGAAUCCCUGGAUCAAAGUCGACACCAUCGCGGCAGAUGAGAGCUUCUCUCAAGUGGACCUAGGGGGCAGAGUGAUGAAGAUCAACACUGAGGUUCGGAGCUUCGGCCCAGUGUCACGAAAUGGCUUCUACCUGGCCUUCCAGGACUACGGUGGCUGCAUGUCGCUCAUCGCUGUGCGAGUCUUUUACCGGAAGUGCCCUCGAAUCAUCACCAACGGGGCGCUGUUCCAGGAGACGCUCUCAGGAGCGGAGAGCACCUCCCUGGUGGCUGCAAGAGGUGUUUGCAUCCCCAAUGCAGAGGAGGUGGAUGUGCCCAUUAAGCUGUACUGCAACGGAGAUGGAGAGUGGAUGGUACCCAUCGGACGCUGUAUGUGCAAGGCUGGGAACGAGGCUGUGGAGAACGGGACUGUUUGUCGAGCCUGUCCGUCAGGCUAUUUCAAGCCGACUCAAAAAGAUGAGCCCUGUAUGCAGUGUCCCAUCAACAGCCGCACCACCAGCGAAGGCGCCAUCAACUGCGUUUGCCGCAACGGAUACUACCGCACCGACUCAGAUCCUCUCCAGAUGCCAUGCACAACCGUCCCCUCAGCUCCUCAGACCGUUAUCUCCAGCGUGAACGAAACCUCUGUGAUGCUGGAGUGGACGUCUCCUCGGGAUUCGGGGGGCCGCGAGGACGUCGUCUUCAACAUCAUCUGCAAGAGCUGUGGCGGAGGCCGGGGAGGCUGCACCCGCUGCGGGGACAACGUUCAGUUUGUGCCCCGUCAGCUGGGCUUGACGGAGCCCCGGGUCUUCAUUAGUGACCUGCUGGCCCACACACAGUACACGUUUGAGGUGCAGGCUGUCAACGGGGUGUCAGAUCAGAGCCCCUACUCCCCUCAGUACGCCUCAGUCAACAUUACCACUAACCAGGCUGCUCCGUCCACAGUGUCCAUAAUGCACCAGGUCAGCCGCACUGUGGACAGCAUCACCCUCUCCUGGUCCCAGCCUGACCAGCCGAACGGAGUCAUCCUGGACUAUGAGCUGCAGUAUUAUGAGAAGGACCAAUCAGAAUAUAACGCUACGGCUGUCAGGAGCCAGACCAACACAGCGGUCAUCCGCGGCCUCAAGCCAGGAAGCAUCUACGUGUUCCAGGUCCGGGCCCGCACCGUCGCCGGCUUCGGACGUUACAGUGGCAAACUGUACUUCCAGACCAUGACUGAGGAGGAAUACAACACCAGUAUUCAGGAGAAGCUACCUCUCAUUAUUGGCUCGGCAGCAGCUGGGUUGGUCUUCCUCAUCGCUGUGGUCGUCAUCAUCAUCGUCUGUAACCGGAGGCGUGGCUUUGACAGGGCUGAUUCAGAAUACACGGACAAGCUGCAGCACUACACCAGCGGCCACAUGACUCCAGGAAUGAAGAUUUAUAUUGAUCCGUUCACAUAUGAGGACCCCAACGAGGCUGUGAGGGAGUUUGCCAAGGAGAUUGAUAUAUCCUGCGUGAAGAUUGAACAGGUCAUUGGUGCAGGAGAGUUUGGAGAGGUGUGCAGCGGGAACCUGAAGCUCCCGGGUAAAAGGGAGAUGUUUGUGGCCAUUAAAACUCUGAAGUCUGGCUACACUGAGAAGCAAAGACGGGACUUCCUCAGCGAGGCCAGCAUCAUGGGCCAGUUCGACCAUCCUAACGUCAUCCACCUGGAGGGCGUGGUCACCAAGAGCAGUCCUGUCAUGAUCAUCACUGAGUUCAUGGAGAAUGGAUCUCUGGACUCCUUCCUCAGACAAAACGACGGGCAGUUCACUGUGAUCCAGCUCGUUGGUAUGCUCCGCGGCAUCGCCUCGGGCAUGAAAUACCUGGCCGACAUGAACUACGUGCACCGCGACCUCGCUGCCCGAAACAUCCUGGUCAACAGCAACCUUGUGUGCAAGGUGUCGGACUUCGGUCUGUCGCGCUUCCUGGAGGAUGAUACAUCAGACCCCACCUACACCAGUGCUCUGGGAGGGAAGAUUCCUAUCCGAUGGACUGCGCCCGAAGCUAUCCAGUACAGGAAGUUCACCUCUGCCAGCGAUGUGUGGAGCUACGGGAUCGUCAUGUGGGAAGUCAUGUCCUACGGAGAGAGGCCUUACUGGGACAUGACCAAUCAAGACGUCAUCAACGCCAUAGAGCAGGACUACCGGCUGCCCCCACCCAUGGAUUGUCCCAGCGCGCUGCACCAGCUCAUGUUGGACUGCUGGCAGAAGGACCGCAACAACCGGCCCAAGUUCAGUCAGAUCGUCAACAACCUCGACAAGAUGAUCCGCAACCCCAACACGCUAAAGGCCAUGACCCCGUUAUCUUCAGGUGUUCAUCUCCCUCUCCUGGACCGCAGCAUCCCAGACUUCUCCAGCUUCAGCACUGUGGACGAGUGGCUGGAUGCCAUCAAGAUGGGCCAGUACAAAGACAAUUUCGCCAGCGCUGACUUUUCUACAUUUGAUGUGGUGUCCCAGAUGACCAUGGAUGACAUCCUGAGGGUGGGGGUGACGUUAGCGGGCCAUCAAAAGAAGAUCCUCAACAGCGUCCAGAUGAUGCGGGCACAGAUGAACCAGAUCCAGUCGGUGGAGGUUUGACCCUCCCGAGCGGAGCAGAGGGGGGUAAAAAAAAAAGAAGAAAAAAAAAAAGAAAAAGGCGGUUGGGAUGCAGGGCUCUGGGUGCGGAGGAUGGAGUGGAUGUUUUUUCGCAUUACAGUGUGUCUGGUCUUCCCACCGGACUACCAUUCAUCCCCCGUUCCCCCUCUCCACUUCCCUCUCUCCUUCCUCUCACCCCCUCACCCUGACUCUCCCUCCAUCUUUGGGAUCAGCUGUGGAGAGGUGUGGAAACUAGUCCGUGUGAUGAGGACCCACAGCCGACCCACCUUUGGAGCCAGAAACACGGGAGGUUAGAAGUGACCAGCAACACAUGUUUUUUCAAACUUCCACCAAUUUUCAUUUGAUGUUGAACAUUUUUAUUUUUUUUUUUUUUCGGUUUGUUUGUUCUGAUAAUUUUGUAAAGAAUUUUUUAAAGGACAAAAAAAAGAAAAACUGAGAAAAGGCAAGGAGUUUAUCUAAAUUUAUAGAUGAUAUAAGCUUGUACGCUAGACGAACUGAGUAGGAAAGCUACCCUUUAAAAGGGCGAGGAAAAAAAAAAGAAGAAAACAAAGGAAGAGUUGAGGAGGUCGUCCUCAACGAAGGUGUGGAUAUUGUCUUUGCAUCUUUUUAAUUUUGGACAUCACGAGGAAACGCAGAGUCCUCCGCGGCCUUCUGACACCGCAGAGGAGACCGAGGGACCCGACGUGCACUCCCAUGUUUCCCCAAGGAGAGAAAAUAAAUUAAAAAACCAUGAAAUGGGACGUUUGGCAUAGACUGAUGUCAAAAAUCAUUCAGACUGAAAACUCGCAAGAAAAAAAAAAAAACAACUUUUUUUUUUUUUCAUUGCAAGUAAUUUUCUAUAUUGUGUGAAAUUUUGUGAUGAAGAAUUCCGUCUCACCAUGCUUCCUCUCACUGUAGACAAAUUUCUCUUUUCGUUCACGGUGAAAUAUUCACAGCCUGCCAAAUGGAACUCUUCCCAGUCACGAUCCUGUACUGUACAUAUCAGACGCACUCGACCUGCCAUAACGCGACGACUCAGAAACUGAAACAACUGAAACGACAGGGAGGAUUGAAGUUGUUGUCACUGUCACUUCCUGUCUUUAUUCUGUGGAAAAAAAAAAAAGCUUGUGGAGAAAAAAAAAACAACAACAGCAAACACAAAAAGUAACAGGUUCUACUGUUUACAUACACAUACAUGUGGUGUGCACCAUUACAGCAUCUUCCUUCAUCUCCAACACACACACACACACACACACACACACACACGCCACGUGCACAGUGGCUCCCGAAGCGUCGGGACUCGUGUUUGAUAGCAUGCUGAGUGAGUGGUUAAUUUCACAGUGCUUUGAUUUGCUGCAAUUACUAGAACUCUGUUUGGUAAGAGCUUGGAUUUGACACACUUUACGGAGUAUAAUGUGGCUGCAUUAUAUUCAGCGUUUCUUCUUCUUCUUCCAGUUUUUCCUUUUUUGAAAAGACGUUUUUAUGUUUAAAGUAUUAAAGUUUUGAUACCACACAUGGUUAUUUUACACACACACACACACACACACACACACACACAAACACACAGAGUCAUGAAUAGACUUUACAAUCAGGCGUUUGUUGAAUUAAAAAACAAAAAUGCAGCGUGUUAUAUUUUUGCAAUUUCUGUAUGGAUAUUAUUGAAUUGUUAUUAUUAUUACUUUUAGUUUUUUUUUUUGUUUUUUUUUUUCUGCACUGAGUCUAUUGUUCGACUCCAACAAACACUCUGGAUCUUCCAUCAAUGCUUCGACAUUUACUUUGAAUCAUGUUGGUGCACAUGUAGAUAAACAGCGUUUCCCUGUGGCAGGUUUUCAUUUUAUAGACCGUAUAUGCAUUUAUUGUGUGGCUUCCUGUCUCAUGAGUACAGAGCUGUCAAUCAUUGUUCGGGUCGUCGUUGGUGUAAAAGGGGAAAAGAUGGCGUUCGUAGCGACGACGCAGGGAUUCCCUGGAGUCGCUGAAGUGGGCAGGGGUUUAUGUAUACAGCCAGUAAGUGAUAUCAGCAGCGCGGAGUUCCUGCCGGGCCCCGCUCCGAGACCUGACAGCCAGACACAGACGUCCAGCUGUGAACCAUCGGUCAGAUGUGUCCGGUCACAGCGGGGCGGCCGCACCCCGAUCACAGCCGCUCUGUCCAGGCACUGAUUCCACCCUCUCUCCCCUUGAUCACACACAUGCCUGUCGGCCACCUGUCUGCCGCUCCCACUGAUCUCCGCACAGUCGGCUUUCAGCAGUUGUCCGGUUUUGUCUCUGCGACUUUAUAAGCGUCAACAGCAGCCGGCGAACUGACACUCAUCGGCAGGGGCAGUUGUGUCUUGUCUUGUCCUGAUGCUGCAUGCCACGUGUGAAAUUAAAAAAAAGAGACUGGACAAAGUUUCCACGUUCGCUCAAACCAAAUCCUCAGAGUUGACCUGAGGUUUUUGUGGUGUCACUACAGACAGCUUUAGCCCCAAAGCCCCGGUUGAAGAAAGCGAGAACCCCUGUCGUCUUACCUUUCAUUAUCCCCGGCUCUCCGGAGAAUUCAAGGACAUGAGUGGAGGGAUUUUUAUUCUCUUUCUGCUCCAUAAUCCCCUCCUCGCUUGUUUUUUUUUUCAUCUGCAGUGCAACACAUCAGAACGAAUAUUUUCCCUGGGAGCUUUUAUAACAUGAAACUAGGAGGAGGACAAUCACGAGCUGUUAGUCACAGCUGAGGAGCGACUGAGGAGUGAUGCUGUGACCUAAAUGCCACUGAUGCCAACAUGCUUCUUAAACCCAGCUAUAGACCGUCUUCCCUUUUCCAUUUCUCAAUGCUUAACAGCUCAUCAGUUUUACUUUUGCGAGGCUUCUCACGGUACGGCGAAUAUUCCGACGUCAGGAAAAACGCUUAAUGUUGUUCGAGAAAUUAAUCUAAAGUACACACGAGGCGGGCGAGUUUCUGCUCCGGCCCCAUUAAAGCUCAUUCAGAUGCUUGUCCACGGACGCUGCCAAGACUGUGAGUUAUUAAUCAAGCAAUUAUCCUUGAACUUUGCUUCAAGGAAGUACCUUAAACAGGGUGGGCAGGCGCGCUUAUGGCCAAGACAUAAAAUAGUGCUGAAGCUGACUUUAUGUUGCAUACUGUCAGUAUUUUCUUGCCGCAGAGAGGAUACUUUUUCUGUUGAACUCCCUCUGAAGGGUUUGUUUUUCAUUUUAUCUGAAGGAGUUUUAAGGUUUUUGAUUGAAUGUGGAGUGUUUGAAAGCACUGCAUUGAGUAUUUAUGUAUCUUUUUUUUUAUUUUGAUGGCACAGAAGAGACGUAUUGUUGCAGUUCAAGCUGAGCAGUGGUAGCGUGAAGAAGAGACUGACGCACUCAUGUCAAGUGUUUCAAGUGGUUUGUUACUUCCUAUUUCAGCAGCAGACCGGCCGCUUUCUUUACAAUAAAGCCCAAGAUGUGAAAAAAACAUUAAACCCCCCGACGUCCAAAUACAAGUAUUGAAAAAUGCAUAAAAAGCAAGUUAGUGAUUCAUCUUUUUUAUGGAGGGCAUAUUUCUAAAAGAAAUCUUACUUAAUGUGGUGAUUAUUCUUUUAUCGCCCGCCUCAAUCAGACUGAAUAUUUCAUUCAAGUGAAAUUAUUGUCCAUUACUGUAAAUGGCUUCCACAGUAUUGGAUCACGGGGAAACUUAAAUCCACCGUGUGUCGAUUCAGGAUUUGAGGUAUUUGUGCCCUUUUUGUUUAAUUAAUUCCCCCUUUGAAUCAGCUGUUUACUUUCCAGACACAAUAUUUAACUUUUCAGAUGUAGUUUUACUGUAAAUAGUUACAGUACCACAAAUCUGCCAUCCACACACAGACUCCAGCUUCUCCUGUCUAAAAAACUUUCUGCAGUGUGGUCCCGACACCCGUGACAGUUUCACACAACGUUUGCCGACUGCAACUUUCAGCAAAACACACUCUCCUCUUAACAUCUGUGAAGCAAAGUAAAAACCACUCCUGCCCUCACCGUGUGCCAAUUUCUGAAGGACGGAGGAAAACCGUUAAGUCUCAGCGUUACUGUUACAUGAUCGUGUGCAUAAACACGAGCCGUGCCAGGUUGUACCCACUGGGCUGCGUUUGAACGCCGCCCAACUAUACAGCAUGGUCAGAGCGAGAGGCCUGCCUCCUGCUGUGGCGCACAGAAAAUGGCUCCUUUUUUAAAUGGGUGCAGCACGAAGGCACCAGAGCACCCUCUGCUGCCGUGGUGGUCACAUGUAGCUUGUUGGAUUGACACUUUCAGGUGCAGAUAGUCUGUGAAUGCUGCGGCAGGCUGAGCUCCAGUGUUCAGGACUCUUCAGCGGGGCCGGCUGCUGCUGCUCAGAACAAGCCUGUGUCUUUCCCUCGUUUGGACAAACUUUGAUGCCACUACGCCAACCCUGCCACCUGUGUUCCCCCACAUGACCCUGUGUUCCCCUCUGUUGCCCCCCUCCCACACCCUCCCUGCCCCUGAACACCCCCCUCCCACUGCCUCUCUGGCUGUUGGUUAGUACAGGCAGGGGUCCUCCACAUGUUCCCCCCGUCCUCUAAAGCCCACAUUGUAGACCAGUGCCGGUUCAGACCACUGUGACUGAUGUGGGCCAUCCUGUAUUUCUGUAUAAAUGUAUAUUGACUGUAACCCUGUGAAUGAUGUAACAAUUUCAUUAUUUGUAAUAUUGUCAUUGGUUUAUUUUCUAAAAAUGGAAAGCCCAACUUGACUCUCCUCAAUAAAAAAAUAAGAUCUGUUAUAAAA